Epithele typhae is the source of this 585-nucleotide messenger RNA. RefSeq names its product N-terminal nucleophile aminohydrolase. Bases 1 to 585 code for a protein of 194 amino acids. Gene Ontology annotation, molecular function: peptidase activity. Lineage: Eukaryota; Fungi; Basidiomycota; Agaricomycetes; Polyporales; Epitheliaceae. Gene Ontology annotation, cellular component: proteasome core complex, beta-subunit complex; proteasome core complex; nucleus. The record is from RefSeq and is a predicted model, not a curated record. Gene Ontology annotation, biological process: proteasomal protein catabolic process. The transcript is spliced from 3 exons.
AUGGAUAUUUCGUUUGCGCUCACCGGGAAGGACUAUGUCAUUGUUGCCUCCGACACCACGGCGGCGCGGUCCAUCGUCAAGAUGAAGAUCGACGAGGACAAGAUCAAGGUGCUCAGCCCGCACCUGCUCAUGGCGUACUCCGGCGAACCAGGCGACACCGUCCAGUUUGCGGAGUACAUCGAGCGCAACAUCCGCCUCUACCAGAUCCGUAACACCUACCCCCUCCGCCCUGCAUCCGCCGCCUCAUGGAUUCGCCGCACGCUCGCGGACUCGCUACGAUCGCGCAAGCCGUACUCCGUCAACCUCCUCAUUGGUGGAUACGACACGGCCGCGAACACCCCCCACCUCUACUGGCUCGACUACCUGGGCACGAUGUCGGCUGUGCCGUUCGCCGCGCACGGCUACGGCGCGUACUUUGCGCUCAGUUUGCUUGACCGUUACCACAACCCUGACGGGACGCUGGAGGAGGGCCUGGAGACGUUGAGGAGAUGCAUCAGCGAAGUGGCGAAGCGGUUGGUCGUGACCCCGGAGAAGUACAAGGUGAAGGUAGUGGACAAGGAUGGGGUGAGGGAAGUCGAGCUAUGA